This is a messenger RNA of Candidozyma auris, 405 nucleotides long. RefSeq lists its product as uncharacterized. Lineage: Eukaryota; Fungi; Ascomycota; Pichiomycetes; Serinales; Metschnikowiaceae. The coding region runs from base 1 to 405 and encodes 134 amino acids. The transcript has a single exon. The record is from RefSeq and is a predicted model, not a curated record.
AUGCGUUUCGCUUCUCUCUUCACCGCUGCCUUCGCUGCUUUUGCUACUGCUUCUCCAAUCGUCAACUCUGGAGCCGUUGCUUCUAACGAGUUGGUCACCAUGGACACCGUUGCUGACUCCAAGGUCGCUGACUCUGCCAACGUUGUUGCUAGAGACAACGAGCUCCUCACGGACAUUGAGAAUCUUGUUGGUGACUUUGUUUAUGACAUCGAAGGUCUCUGCAACCUUCUUGGCUUCAAUGUCGACGAGAUUUUCAACGCCAUUGGUCUUCAGCCUCCUGCUUCGAGACACGGUGAAGUUGUCGAUGGUGCCAAGUUAAUUUUUGACAUUGUCAAGGACCUCAUUCCUAUUGCAACCAGUCUUGGAGUAAACUUUCUCAAGACCAUUGCCUCGCUUAUUUUCUGA